Messenger RNA from Anthonomus grandis grandis, 1588 nucleotides. Its product is annotated as RE1-silencing transcription factor-like. NCBI's taxonomy places the organism in Eukaryota, Metazoa, Arthropoda, Insecta, Coleoptera, Curculionidae. The transcript has 3 exons. The coding region runs from base 413 to 1333 and encodes 306 amino acids. Gene Ontology annotation, cellular component: nucleus. The record is from RefSeq and is a predicted model, not a curated record. Gene Ontology annotation, biological process: regulation of transcription by RNA polymerase II. Gene Ontology annotation, molecular function: RNA polymerase II transcription regulatory region sequence-specific DNA binding; DNA-binding transcription factor activity, RNA polymerase II-specific.
UGUUAUUAUUUAUUUUGUUAAAUAUCCUGUAAAUAAAUGUAAUUAAGCAAACGUUACUUUGUCCUUGUUACGUUAUUUUUAGUGUAUUUUAAUAGAAAAAAAAACUAUGGGUGCCCCGACAAGACCAACACAUUAUGAAUGAUUUAAUUGGAACCUCAAUUGUAACACAGGACAAUAAUGAGUCGCUCAGACGAUGGGGUAAAACUAAACUUUCAAUCAAUUAACCCAGAAGCAUCUGAGGAGCUUAAGAGUUUCAUUAAAUUGGAGAAUGCUAGCGUAUAUUUGCCCAAGUUUUCCACCAAUAUAAAACAGGAGCCCCUUGAAGGGCAUCAAGAUAGCGAUUUCACCCCGUAUGGGCGGAAACUGAUGGAGGAAAACAAUAAUUUUGAGACAAGAAUAAAAACAGAGCGCUAUGAAACCAGUGAGGAAACAGAUGAAUUUUUUUGAAGAAUUCAGGAAUAAUUACCCGAAAGAGAAUAAAUCUUUAGGAAUUGAUGUCCACGGAGAAGAAAUAAUUAAAAAUCAAAUUAACCAGUUAACCUCACCAGCAUCGAUAGCUAAAUAUUCCUGUGAACAAUGUAGCUACUCAUCUCCAAUAAAAAAGUCAUUUAAAAGACACCUGCAAGUGCACAGAGACCCCGAAAAGUGGUUUUACUGUGGCAAGUGCAACUACAAAACCCGUCAAAAUGGCCAUUUAACGAGACACCAACUGACCCACAAAGCGAUCUCCGAAUGCAACGAGAUAUUCAUUUGCGGCAUAUGCCAGUACAAAUUUAAGCAAAAGUGCACCCUAAAGCGACACAUACUCGAUACACACGGGACUCAUAAAAAGAAUUACGCCUCCCAAAAUGACCUUCCGGUUUUUAAAUGCGACUCCUGUCCGUACUCCAGUAUCCGGAGGGGUUUGUACCUAGCCCACCUGGACAAACAUAAAGAUCCCAAGGACGUCGGUAACUUGUACAUCUGUGACGUUUGCAAGUUUUCCACCAAAUACCGGAGAAAUUUGAGGGUGCACUUGGAAACCCACCGGGACGACGUCACCAAAACGAUUUACGAAUGUAAAAUUUGCAAUUUUCGUAGUCGGUUACACUACUGUUUGAAAAGGCACCUUUUGUCCAAGAAACAUCUGACCGUGGUGGGUAAAUCGAGCGAGUACUGUCCCAGGGAGAUAAGAAUGAAACAGGAGGAGCGGGACAGUGAUUGUGAGGUGAAAGAGUUUGUCGAGACUCACGAGGUAAAAGUGGAGGUUUACGAUGAGUUUGAAGAGGUUUGUAAGGGGGUGAAAGUAGAACCGAAGGAGGAGGAAGGUUUUGGGGUGAAAGUUGAAUGCUGAAAAGAGAAUUUAGUCUUAGAGAUUAUUGGGAGAUUAAAUGUUUGUUAAACUGUAUUUUUGACUCAGUAGGUAAUGUUUAAGUUGAAAUAGUGCAAUUUUAAACCGUUAUUAUGGUAGUUUUAUACAGAGGGAUUUAUUUGAAAAUCUGAAUAGUUUUAAGCUUUUUACUCAUAUAUUAACUGAGAUAGUGAUAAUUGAGGGCCUUAUAUAGUACUUUUUUAUUAUGUAUAAUAAAAUAUAUAUUUGAUUAAGAAA